Messenger RNA from Fraxinus pennsylvanica, 783 nucleotides. The record is from the annotation of a GenBank genome assembly. Lineage: Eukaryota; Viridiplantae; Streptophyta; Magnoliopsida; Lamiales; Oleaceae.
AUGGAGAAGAGUGAAAAACAGAAGCAUUUUGUCCUGGUUCAUGGAGCAUGCCAUGGUGCAUGGUGUUGGUACAAAUUGGUGACUCCUCUUAGGUCUAAAGGCCAUCGAGUCACAGUCCUUGACAUGGCAGCUGCUGGUGUUCAUCCUAAGCGUUUGGAGGAGCUCACCUCCUUCACCGACUACUGCAACCCAUUGCUGGAAUUUAUGGGGGCUUUAACACCGAACGAGAGGGUGAUUCUGGUUGGUCAUAGCGUUGGUGGAAUUUGCAUAUCUCUUGCCAUGGAGAGGUUUCCUCGGAAAAUUGAAGUUGCUGUUUUUGUUACAGCAUUCAUGCAUGGUCCUGAGCUUGACAUUCUUGCCACUAAUCAAGAGUACCAAAAACAGUUGGAUUCUUACAAGGACAGCCAAUUAACAUUCGGAAAUGGAGUGGACAAACUUCCUACCUCCCUCGUCUUUGGCCCCAAGUUUUUAUCUAGCGAGUUAUAUCAGCUGUCACCUCCUGAGGAUUUGGCUCUUGCAACCUUGUUGGUGAGACCAGUAGGUUUCCACGAAGGACCAGAAUUUCUGAAAGAACUGUCUCUUUCAAAAGAAAACUAUGGUUUGGUUCGACGUGUUUAUUUGAUUUGUGAAAAUGAUAAUGUUUUAAAGCAAGGAUUCCAGAGGUGGAUGAUUGAAAAUAAUCCAAGUGAUGAGGUGAAAAUGAUUUCUGGUGCAGAUCACAUGGCUAUGUUCUCUAAACCUCAAGAACUGUGCUUCUGCUUGCAAGAGAUAGCAGAAAAUUGA